Molecule: messenger RNA, 4060 nt
Organism: Lingula anatina
Lineage: Eukaryota; Metazoa; Brachiopoda; Lingulata; Lingulida; Lingulidae
Product: coiled-coil domain-containing protein 150
Source: RefSeq, a predicted model, not a curated record
UUUGUUUCAAAAUGGCUGAGAUAGGUGGAAAAUUCAACUUUUGAAAGGACUCCAUUUCCAAUGAACGAGCGUAACAAAUACUAGUAAAGGUGCAUGACAUACUCAGACUAUGUCCUAUGCAGCCAUUCCUCCCAUGCCCUUGGCUCAUGACUCCCCACCGCAGCAGACUUUGGAUGUCUUAUCACAACGUCUUCAAGCUGCAGAGGAGGAUGCCAAGGGGUUGGUCUCUGUUCUGAGAGAAAUGGGAAUGAAUCCAAAUCCAAACAGAGACCACAGGGGGGAGAGGGUGUCACCUUACACCCCGAGGAUGGCAGAUCCUGAUAUAUUGCACAGAAAUUAUGAAACACUUGUAAGCAGGGUUUGCAAGUUAGAGAGCAUCAUUCAGUCCUUGAGGUUGAACAUCUGCACCCUGCAGGCAGAGGUUGAUUUGAGGAAGAAGGAGACCAUUGUCACAGAGGAGAAGCUAGCUCAGUUAAAUGAAGUGAAUGAACGGGAAUUGAAAAAACUUAACAGGGACUUGGGGAGAUGUCGCAAGGAACUAAAAGAAGAUAAGGAGGCCAGACUGCAGGCAGAGGAAGAAGUGAGGAGGUUGCAGGAGGCACUGGAGGUAGCUACCAGCACAAGGGCUGACACAGCUAAUAAAGUGGAAGAUCUCAAGUCCACAAAACAGAAGCUCUCCAGGCAGCUGGCUGGACUGAGAGAAGAGCUUGCAAGGGAGCAGAAUCUCCGCUCCAGUCUGGAGGAAUCCCACAAUACACUGCUCAGCAGGAUACACCAGUUAGAGGAAGUGGUGGAAGCUGAGAGGGGUGAAGUGAAAACCCUGUCCACAGACUGCUCAGUACUGAGACAGGAUGGAGCCAGGGCGCGUCAACGUGCACAGGAGGACCACCAAGCUAGAAUACAGCUAGAGGAGCAGCUUAAACUAUACAGCAUUGAAUUAGAAAGUAAAAAAGCUAAAAUUCAGGCACUUGAAAAUGAGAAAGGGCUGAUGGUUGGAGAGAUGGAGAAGAUUAAGAUUGGCUAUGCAGACCUGAACAAACAACUGGAGGGCAUGCAGCAGCUAUUUGAUGACCACAGGGAUACCCACAUACAGCUAGAACAAGAGAACAGUCAGCUGCACAAAGCUUUAAUUUCGGCUUCAGAGGAAGCAGCCAACCUCAGGGAGCAGUUUGAACAGCAGAUACAGACGGAGAGAGAAGAGUGGGAAGAAAAGUUUAAAGACCAGUCAGAAGUGGUAUUUGUUAAAGAAGAACUGCGGAAGGAGAGGAAAGAAAAGGAGGAGUUGGAGGGAAGAAAUGAGCAGCUUCGAAAUCAGAACAAAGAACUGAAAAAUGAUCUGGACCAGCAGGCUAAGAUAGCAGAAGAAGAAAUGAAGAAGCUUCAAGGAAAAAUGGAGAAUCUACAGAAGACAUUAGACAGCUUGGAAAACGAGAAAGAUGGUGUGUUAAAAGAUAAGGAAAAUUUGUUGGAAGAGGUCAACCAGGCAGUGGAUGGGAUGGCUGAGGAGAGGACCAGACUGCAGGCAGAGCUACAACAGGCUCACCUAGAAAUCAAGACACUAACACAGGCCAGCCAUCAGCUGGAGCAAGAGAACACCAGGCUGAUGGAGAGAAUGGGGGCAGUGGAACAACAACAGCAAGCCCAGCACCAAGUGGACCAUGUUAUUGCAGAGAUGACGGAGCAGAAGAACAAGCUGGCCUACGAGAAGGGAAAGCUGCAGUCCAAACUGGAGCAGCUGCAGAGAGACAUGGAGAGCUUGUCUGGCUCCAAGGCUGAGCUGGCGCAGCUCAGGAAGAUUAACCAGGCUCUGGAGGGAAAAUAUACCAAGGCACAGAAUGACCUGGGCAAUUGCAAAAUCAGCCUCCAGAGACUAGAGAGUCAGCUGAAGCAGGUGUCUGCUGUGGGCCAGAGGAAGGAGGAGGACUUUGCUCUCGCCAUCCAGGCCAGGGAUGAGGCCAUGAAGGAGACACAGAGACUGGCGGCACAUAUACAGGCACUGGAGGAAAGGGAGAGACAGAAGGGCUACAGCUUCCAGCAGAGCCUCUCUGAUGCCAAGGAAGACAACAAGAAGAUUGCAGCAACCCUGGAGAGUGUGGUGGCCUCCCACUCUCAGUUACAGAGAGCCAUGGAGCACCUGCAGACAGAACUCGGCAAGAAAGAUACACAAAUUGUGCAACUCCGGAAAGAAAGGUCCCAGGUCCAGCAGGCCAUGCAUGGGAUGCAGAAAGAGGUGGAGACACUUCAAGCCAGGCUUAUUGCCAUGGAAACACUUGAGUCCAAUGAGAUUGGUCCACUGAGAGAGGCUCUGGAGAAGUGUAAGAAUGAUAAUAUCAAGAUGGCAAACUCCUUGGAUGGCUUACUCUCAUCAAACGGAAAGCUUCAGUCUACUGUGGAGAGGUUGCAGAAUGAGGUGGAGAAAAAGAAUUAUCUGAUGGAACAAUUGAAGGAAGCCAGGGGUCAGGAGUUGGAAGAGAGAAAACAGGAGGUGCAGAGUUAUGAAGAACGCCUGGAUAACAUGAGACAACAGUUGAGACAGGAGAGGGACAAAGCUGUGAAGAAAACCAACAAAGAUAUAACAGAGGUAAGGAAGCAAAACGAGGAGCUAGUCAGCAAGAACGGUGAGCUGUCGCGCGCUAACCACGAGCUGAGGCACCGAGCGACGGAACUGGAGCACCAGGUGAAGGAACAGAAGGAGAAGAUCUCCAGGCACCGCAGCCAGAUAGAGCACCUGCAUAAACUGAGACAGGAACAGGAGGAGACCAUCAGCAAACUCAGGGUUAUAGCAGAUGAAGUAAAAGAACUAGAAAGGAUGAGAGAUGAAUAUGCGAAGAAAAAUGAAGAACAGGUCAAUGUAGUCCAGAGUUUCAUGUCCCAGAUAGCCUCACUUCAGGCGGAGAUCCGGGGUCUCUCUGAGGCUCAGCUGGAGACCAGCCAGGUACUGGAGGACCAGGAGUACAAGCUCCAGUCAGAGAGAAAGCAGAGAGAGGAACUACAUAGGAAAUACAGGGAAGCUCGGAAAAGGGAACAAGAACUUGAAGAACUGCGAAGGAAGACUGAAGAGAAACUGAUGGAGGCCAACGACGAGUCUAUGCAGAUAUCGCACAGCCUGCAGGAUGCUCAUGAGUGGUUCAAGUCCAAGUUUGAGAAGCUGCAAUCUGAACUUGUGAAGUCCAGGCAAUCUCAGGCCCAGAUGGAGCAGGCGGCCUUAGAACAGAGAAUGAUGGUGGAAGAGGAGAGGCAGAGGGCACAGGAGAUUGCUGAGGAGGCUAGAAGGAUGUUGAAGGCCAGCAGGCAGACAGUGACCAAGCUGGCCGACUAUGCCGAGAUGGGGCAGCAGGAGACCAGGCAGGCCCUGGGCACCAUGCAGGCACAACUCCAGGCAGAGAGGGACCAUGCCAGAUACAUGGGCAGGAAAUAUAACCAGCUGAAGGAGUCCAGCAGCAGGCAGGUGGAAGAUCUAGUCAGGGAAUUCGACUCUGUGCAAUCUCGAUCUCACCCACCAACGUGGACACCAUAUGGCAGCUAGCAGGACCUGUUAUAUAUAUGGCUGCACACACAACCAAGUUGAUCUAUGGACUAACUAGUUCACGGAUCAAAUAUGGUGCGCCCUAGCCAAUACAUUCUUGCUUUCAACUCGCGCCGUCCCAGCAGGUUAGAACAAUUCAAUCUCGCCAUGUUUUUCCAGUGGGUCACGCCAUAUUUGAUCAGCGGAUAAGUUGGCCAGCAGAUCAACUGGUUGUGAAUACUCCCCAUAUGAGAGAAAAAGAGAACACCUGUAGCAGAUUCAGGUUGCAUAAAGAUAUUGCCUGCCCUAGGAAUAUCCAGAGUGUGGUCACAGACUGGAAUGUUAUCCUAGGCAGGGGAUUGCAGCAUUCACCAGUCAGGUUAAAGAGACAUCCCAUUGUGCCAUAAACAUUUAGAAGCCAUUCAGAACAGAAGAUCCGAGGAUCUACUGAUCCAUGGUUCAAAUAUGGUGGACUCUACACAAAAGAAGAGGCAACUAAUCUGCUGAUGGUCUCCCCAUCUCCAUGUGCACCAAUAAAACAGAUUAAAUAUUGGC